UCUGCAAGCACAAGGUAAAUACAAAACCUUGUUUUCAGCGAGCAAACGUCAUACAGCUACCCCGAAAAGGCAAACUGUUUUGUGCUCAACACUUUCCAGUAAUCGGUUUUAAUUCUCAAUUUAUUGAUCAAAUACGUAAACAUCGCGAAAAUUUCACUCAUCUCGGGCAGCGAAAUGAGUCUACUUAACUGUUGUAGACUUUGUUUAGUAGACUUAGUCCAGGCUGAUGAAGAAGAUGAGCCUUAUUAUUGUGUAUUUGGAACAACUAUAGAUGAUCGGCCACUACCAGAUCUGGUGGAGGAAUACUUCGGUAUUGUGAUUACGGAAGAUGAAAAAAUAAACAAAAUAUGCGAAUCCUGCUACAGUGACGUGCAUAGCGUCUUUAGGCUGAAAAAUCGAUUUCUGCAGGCUGAUGCCACUAUAAAGAGUUUUUAUUGUAAGCUUGAGUUCGAACUUGAGGCGGAAUAUUUGGAGAGUUCUGCUGAAGCCGAUGAUGACGAACAGAACAGCAUUAUAGUUGAAGACAACUUCCCCGAUACAGACGAGGAAAUUAAGGUUGAACCGGAUGAUUUGUUUCUUGACGAAAAUGUCGAUGAUACCCCAGAAGAGGAAGUCAAAAUUGAAAUAGAGUCGAAUCUUGUAAAAGAUGAACAAAAACAAUUGCCGCCUAAACCUCGUCGUAAGGGUUGGCGUAAAGGAUGCAAAAGCAAAGUCAAGAAGGUUAAAUGUUUCACCUGUUAUAUUUGCACUACGGAUUUUGAUACACUGGAUCAGUUGGAUGAGCAUAUACCGACACACGUUGGACUAGUUUCACCAGUUUGUACCUUUUGCAACAAAGAAGUAACGACAAUGCGUCAUUUAAACAUGCAUCUUCAACGGACUCAUUAUAGGAAAGGGGACCGAAUACCUUGCGAAGAGUGCAAACAGGAUGGUAUUACGAAGGAGUUUUCAUCAACAUAUCAUUUACAGGACCAUGUGAAAAGAGUUCAUGAAGGUAUUAAAGAAGUUCCGGAAAGAAAAUUCGUAUGCUCUUAUUGCGGGAAAAAUUUCAACCGAGCAUCCAACUUGAGACUACACGAGAAUAUCCAUACGAAAGCUGUUUUGUUUAAAUGCAAAUAUUGUACUACAUUUGUAGGUACUUCUAGAAGUGGGUUGAUUAGACAUGAACGCAUUCACACUGCCGAAAAACCGUUCAAAUGUGAUGAAUGUGAUGCUCAAUUUACUCAAUCAAACGGACUAACGUUGCAUAAGAAAUACCGCCACACUGACGAACGACCGUAUUCAUGUGAUCUGUGUCAGGGAGAGGUUAGCUUCAAAAGUAAGUACACGCUUCGUAAGCAUCUUCGAAGUCAUGAAGCUCCCGGAAGAAUCAGGGACGGCAUGAGAAAAGAUACCGUGGAAGCACCUACUUCUGAACCGGAUAUAAAGUGUAACUUCUGCCCAGCUGUUUAUCACCACGAAAGACACCUGUGCAAACAUAUUCUGGCUAAACAUCCAUCCGAAACUGUUCCAAUGAUUCAGUGCGAAAUGUGUGCUGAAGUUGGUAAGAACACUUAUUUCAUAACGGAGAAAGUUAAAAACAUCCACAUUGGAAACCAUUUGAAAAAUCCACCUAGAAAAGUUAUACUCAAGGAGCGUCGGUGUAGGGAAUGUCCAGCAGUUUUUGAAACCGUCGAGGCGCUUACAAGACAUCGUCAGACUCACGUCAUUUACGCGUGCAAGGAGUGCGGCAAAACGUACAAAAGAAGAGCUGGUUUGCGCUUGCACUGCCUUUCGGUACAUUAUGCAUCCCGUCCGUAUAAAUGUGAUAAGUGCGAUGCAGCGUACGGCCAAUUCACGCAACUUACUGCACACAUGAAGAGUCAUCGAUAGGCUGAUGUGCUUGGGAAUGGUUUUGAUAGCAUAGUUAUUUUUUGAACUGCUUAGAAAUAAAGAAUACUUAAAAAUCUA
Messenger RNA from Wyeomyia smithii (pitcher-plant mosquito), 1950 nucleotides. Its product is annotated as zinc finger protein 883-like. Gene Ontology annotation, biological process: regulation of transcription by RNA polymerase II. The transcript has 3 exons. NCBI's taxonomy places the organism in Eukaryota, Metazoa, Arthropoda, Insecta, Diptera, Culicidae. The record is from RefSeq and is a predicted model, not a curated record. The coding region runs from base 175 to 1872 and encodes 565 amino acids. Gene Ontology annotation, cellular component: nucleus. Gene Ontology annotation, molecular function: zinc ion binding; RNA polymerase II cis-regulatory region sequence-specific DNA binding; DNA-binding transcription factor activity, RNA polymerase II-specific.